AUGCCGUUGGAGCUCACAUGUUUGGUUGGAGCUAGUUCCUUUGCCGCUGGUUGGUUGGGGCGGAGGUGGUUCCCGUCCGUUGGAGCUCCAACGGAGCGAUGCUUUCGUGGCAGUGUUGCAGGCUCUUUGCACCGGAGGCUCUGCGAAGAUUUGCACGGAACAUCUGCAGGGGCCUACUUGAAGCUGUGCACUUCGAUGAAGGAGGACCAUUCAUAUCCUCACACCAACGUUCCUGGGGACGUCCUGUACUCCUUGUUCGAACGUUUGCGGCCUCGGUUUCUGGUGGAGGUCGGCUCCUUCAAAGGUGGCAGCAGCAUCCGCAUCGUCUCGGCUUUGUUGCGGCUCGAGCUGGCCCAGGUAGAGGUCAAACCCUGCCUGGUUUGCAUUGACACUUUUCUGGGAGAUGCUGCGAUGUGGUUGAACAAGCAAGCAACUGGGAGAUCAAGCUUGUUGCUGAAAGAUGGCUGCCCACAGCUCUACAUGCAAUUCAUGGUGAACACAGCGAAAUACGCAGAUAUCAUCGUGCCAUUUCCGAUUGCUUCCCUAUGUGGCCUGCGUGCUCUUCAGUUAUUGGCGGCGGAUGGAAGAACGCCUUUGGUUGACUUUCUGUAUCUGGAUUCCGCUCACUUGAAAGGAGAAACAAAACUGGAAAUUACAGAGGCCUUCAAGUUGGUGCGACCCGGUGGUAUUUUGUUGGGAGAUGACCUUGAUUGGCCUGCAGUGGAAGCAGAUCUUUCUUCCUUCCUGGCAGAUCAUGCGGAAAGCACAAGUCAGUCGGCGGAUGACGCCCUCCUCAAUGCGUUGCCCGGUGCCUUCUUCUUUGCAGCAGGUGGCUAUUGGGUGGUGGAAGCCCAGCCCCGUCAGUGGAUGCUCCGCAAGCCGACCAGCCAGGGGACCAGCCCUGGCAGCCAGAAGACCUUGGAGGCAGCACGAGAGGAACUGAAAGCAGAGAUUCUGGCAGCUGAGAUGUGUGAGAAGCCUGCAGAAUUUGUCGCGGCGACCGAUGAAGACCAGGAGGCCAUGGCAGUGUAUCAGCAGGGUAUUGCGAAGCUGGAGAUGGGAGAUACAGCAGAAGGAAGUCGGCUCUUGAAGGUCGCUGCAAAGAUGUCACCAUCUUUAGAGUAUCAUUUUUUGUUGCGAUGA
Cladocopium goreaui is the source of this 1143-nucleotide messenger RNA. The record is from the annotation of a GenBank genome assembly. Lineage: Eukaryota; Dinophyceae; Suessiales; Symbiodiniaceae.